Mesocricetus auratus (golden hamster) is the source of this 1232-nucleotide messenger RNA. It is a transcript of the gene Aurkc, whose product is annotated as aurora kinase C. Lineage: Eukaryota; Metazoa; Chordata; Mammalia; Rodentia; Cricetidae. Gene Ontology annotation, biological process: regulation of cytokinesis; protein phosphorylation; mitotic spindle organization. The transcript is spliced from 7 exons. Gene Ontology annotation, molecular function: protein kinase activity; ATP binding. Gene Ontology annotation, cellular component: chromosome passenger complex; spindle microtubule; spindle pole centrosome. The record is from RefSeq and is a predicted model, not a curated record. Bases 268 to 1116 code for a protein of 282 amino acids.
ACACGGCUGCAGGAGAGUUACCCGCCCACCCCUCUCCAGCAACCCGCGGGACUCCAGGUGGCUGCCACUUCUCCAGAGGUCAGGGAAAGCGGUGGCCGCCCUCGGGCGCAGCUUCGCCCACAAGUUCUCAGCGGGCCUCAAAGUUGCCAUGUAGUGGGGGAUGGCUUUGAACUCGUGAUCCUCCCGCCUCCACCUCCCACGGACUGGGAUUGCAGUUGAGCAUCGCCACGACAAUCUUUUCUCCCACUUUGUUUAGCUACUGGCCGGAUGGAGCCCAGCACUUCAACCAGGAGGCGGUUCACCAUCAAUGACUUUGAAAUAGGGCGCCCUCUGGGCAAGGGGAAAUUUGGGAACGUGUACCUGGCCCGGCUCAAGGAAAACCAUUUCAUCGUGGCCCUGAAGGUCCUGUUCAAGUCCCAGAUCGAGAAAGAGGGAUUGGAGCACCAGCUUCGAAGGGAAGUGGAGAUCCAGGCGCACCUCCAACACCCGAACAUCCUCCGCCUGUACAACUACUUCUACGACAAACGCCGGGUGUACUUGAUUCUGGAAUACGCUCCGCGGGGCGAGCUGUAUAAGGAGCUCCAGAGGAUGCAGAGACUCAAUGAGCAGCGCACAGCCACGAUAAUAGAGGAGGUGGCGCUUGCCCUGACCUACUGUCAUGAGAAGAAGGUCAUUCACAGGGACAUCAAGCCAGAGAAUCUCCUGCUGGGGCUCAUGGGUGAAGUGAAGAUAGCAGACUUUGGUUGGUCUGUGCACACGCCCUCUCUCAGGAGAAAGACAAUGUGCGGUACUCUGGACUACUUGUCCCCAGAAGUAAUUGAAGGGAGAACGUACGAUGAGAAGGUGGACCUGUGGUGUGUUGGGGUGCUCUGCUAUGAGCUGCUGGUGGGCCAGCCACCCUUUGAGAGCAGCACCCACAGCGAGACUUACAAACGUAUCCUCAAGGUGGACUUGAAGUUUCCGGAAUCAGUGCCCUUGGGAGCCCAGGACUUGAUCUCCAAGCUGCUUAGAUACAAUCCCUCAGAGCGGCUGAACUUGGCCGAGACCCUGAAGCACCCCUGGGUGCGGGAACACUCACGUAGGGUUCUGCCUCCUGUUGCUCAGGUGGUUUCCUGAGCCCUGUCUGCCUCUGUUCCUUUCUUCAGGGAGCUCUCUGGGCUCUGUCUUCUCAUCUCUUCUGCCUUUUAAGAUGCAAAUUAAAUAAAAGUGUUUUUACCUGUUUUCUCCUUUAA